AUGACCUUUGACAUAUCCAAGAUUGCAAGACGUAAUAUCUUGGGCUUGGAGCCAUAUCGCUGUGCUAGGGACGACUUCAAGGUAGGACUGCUUCUGGACGCUAAUGAGAAUACCCAUGGUCCCUCCGCCGCUCUUUCCGCUAGAGAAGAGAGCUUAGAGUUGAACAGAUAUCCUGAUCCUCACCAGAUCGAGCUGAAACAGAAGAUAUGUGAUUUUAGAAAUUCUGAGGCUGCGACUAAGGGGGCUAUUGUGCCAGUUCCGUUGGUUGAAGGAGUCGAAAAGAAGCUAACGCCCGAAAAUCUGUGUCUUGGUGUCGGUUCAGAUGAGUCAAUUGAUGCCUUGCUUCGUUGUUUUUGCCAGCCAGGUAAGGAGAGGCUACUCGUUUGCCCUCCUACUUAUGGCAUGUAUGGGAUCUGCGCACAGGUGAAUGACGUUGAGCUCGUGAAGAUUCCUUUGAAGCUCGAUGACUUCCAGAUUGACAAAGAGAUGAUUUUGAGCUCGGUUUUGAAUGAUCCCUCAAUCAAGUUGAUAUAUCUCACUAGUCCAGGAAACCCUACUGCUGCUCAGAUUGAUUUGACGCUUUUUGUGCAGUUGCUGGAAGAGCUCGAGCAAAAUACCUGGCAUGGUUUGGUGAUUGCCGAUGAAGCUUAUGUGGACUUUUCCCCUAUCGGAUCCUCCUUGGCACCAUUCGUUAACAAGUUUCCACGUUUAGUUGUUCUUCAGACCCUUUCAAAGUCAUUUGGUCUUGCUGGUAUUAGGCUGGGUAUCACAUAUUCGACUCCGGAGGUGUCACUCCUACUCAACUCUAUGAAAUAUCCUUACAACAUCUCCAACUUGACCUCUGACGUUGCUUUGAGGGCUACAACUCCAGAAGCUUUGGCAAAAAUGAGGGAGACCUGUAGCACUAUUGUGGAACAGCGUGGUAUCCUACUGAAGAACCUGUUGGAACUCAAAGGUAUCGGAAAGAACAGAGGUGGCUUGGAUGCUAAUUUCUUGCUCAUUGAGGUGCUGAAUAAGGAAGGGAACCCCGAUAAUGAAGUUGCUAAUAAUGUCUAUAAUUAUUUGGCUACAAAGCGCAAUGUCGUUGUGAGGUUCAGAGGCAAGGAACUUGGCUGCACAGGUUGUCUGAGAGUCACCGUGGGCACGGAGAAGGAGAAUGAAACACUUGUUGAAGAAUUUAGAGAGGCAUUGAAAAGGUAUAAUUGA
Molecule: messenger RNA, 1206 nt
Organism: Kuraishia capsulata CBS 1993
Lineage: Eukaryota; Fungi; Ascomycota; Pichiomycetes; Pichiales; Pichiaceae
Exons: 1
Coding region: 1-1206 (401 amino acids)
Biological process (GO): L-histidine biosynthetic process
Molecular function (GO): pyridoxal phosphate binding; L-histidinol-phosphate:2-oxoglutarate transaminase activity
Source: RefSeq, a predicted model, not a curated record